Messenger RNA from Impatiens glandulifera, 1923 nucleotides. RefSeq names its product non-specific phospholipase C1. The transcript has 3 exons. NCBI's taxonomy places the organism in Eukaryota, Viridiplantae, Streptophyta, Magnoliopsida, Ericales, Balsaminaceae. Gene Ontology annotation, biological process: phospholipid catabolic process. Bases 88 to 1686 code for a protein of 532 amino acids. Gene Ontology annotation, molecular function: hydrolase activity, acting on ester bonds. The record is from RefSeq and is a predicted model, not a curated record.
CAAGCAAUCAUAAUCGACUGUUUACUUUACUCUUGUCCUAUCCUAUAAUCGGAGGAGGAGAGAGUCUAGGUCAACGACUGAGUCGAAAUGCUUCACCGGCGGAGUAUCCUUACCGCCGCCGCCGUCUUUUACCUUUACCUCCUUCUCUCCGUUCAUUCCCUUGAAGAUCUCACGCGCAAACAGAAGCACCAAAUCGAUGGACCCAUCAAAACCCUAGUAGUUAUAGUCAUGGAAAACCGUUCUUUCGAUCACAUUCUCGGCUGGUUGAAGACCACUCGCCCGGAUAUCGAUGGACUCACUGGAAAAGAAUCGAACCCACUCAACGCUUCAGACCCUAAUUCCCCUCAGAUUCUUGUCUCUGAUGACGCUGUCUUUAUUGAUUCUGACCCAGGUCAUUCCAUUCAGGCAAUAAGAGAACAGAUAUUUGGGACCAACGAUACGUCCGCCGAUCCGGCUCCGAUGAACGGUUUUGUUCAGCAGGCUCUGUCUAUGGAAACAGAAGGAAUGGAGAAAACGGUAAUGAGCGGGUUUAAACCGGAACUCGUACCUAUCUACACCGAGUUAGCAAACGAAUUCGCCGUGCUCGACCGUUGGUUCGCUUCUGUUCCUGCGUCAACUCAACCUAACCGAUUUUACGUCCACUCCGCGACUUCUCAUGGAGCUUCAAGCAAUGUUCGUAAAGACCUCAUCCAUGGCUUCCCUCAAAAAACCAUCUUUGAUUCCUUGGAGGAGAAUGACCUAACAUUUGGAAUUUAUUACCAGAACAUACCCGCAACUCUAUUUUUUAAGAGCUUGAGAAAGUUGAAGCAUACAGUUAAGUUUCACGACUACAAAUUGAAUUUCAAGUCUCAUGCCAGAAAGGGUAAGCUCCCAAAUUACUCCGUGAUCGAGCAGAGGUAUUUUGAUAUCUCGAUUGAUCCUGCAAAUGAUGAUCACCCUUCACAUGACGUUGCGCUUGGACAGAAGUUUGUGAAGGAGGUUUAUGAGAUACUUAGGGCUAGCCCUCAAUGGAAAGAGAUGGCUCUUUUAAUAACUUAUGAUGAGCAUGGUGGGUUUUAUGAUCAUGUUCCCACACCUGUAAAUAAUGUCCCCAACCCUGAUGGGAUCAUCGGGCCUGAACCACAUUAUUUCCAGUUUGAUCGGCUGGGUGUUCGCGUCCCCACUUUCCUUAUUUCGCCUUGGGUUGAUAAGGCCACAGUGAUCCAUGAACCAAAUGGUCCAACCCCAUAUUCACAGUUUGAACACUCUUCUAUUCCCGCCACUGUGAAAAAGCUUUUUAACCUGAAAUCGAACUUCCUAACUAGACGAGAUGCAUGGGCUGGAACGUUUGAGAAUGUGUUCCACAUCCGUAAUACUCCUCGUGAUGAUUGUCCAGAGAAGCUGGGGGAUGUUAAGAUUAGUCUUAGACCAUUUGGUCCAAGGGAAGACUCUAAACUGACAGAGUUCCAAGAGGAGUUAAUUCAGCUUGCAAUGCAACUUUCUGGUGAUUUUAUUCUGAAUACUUACCCGGAAGCUGGGAAAAGGAUGACAGUCGGCGAAGCUAACCAAUACGCAGAGAAAGCAGUUGAGAGGUUCUUGGAAGCAGGAAGAGCAGCUUUGAAGGCAGGGGCUAAUGAUUCUUCUUUCGUCAAUAUGAGGCCCUCACUCACUACCAGAACCUCCACACCAUAUGCAAGCAGCUAUUGAUCUCUUAUUUUGUACUAUAUCUGUAAAUAUGAAGAAGCCUAUUUGAGAACACCAUCAUCAUAUACUUAAGGACAUUAUUGUGUAGUGUAAACAUUAAAUCAAUCCCCAUAGCUGUUGGUUGGUCUAUCUAUGGGACCACUAUACAUUAAUGGAUGAUCAUCACCUUAUUACUGUAAUUUGUAAAUCAGCUUGUGUGAUAAUAAUAAUAAUAAUAAUAAGUAAAGCCUUCUUCUUCAA